This is a messenger RNA of Amorphotheca resinae ATCC 22711, 2436 nucleotides long. Its product is annotated as glycosyltransferase family 2 protein. Gene Ontology annotation, molecular function: chitin synthase activity. The transcript has 3 exons. Bases 1 to 2436 code for a protein of 811 amino acids. Lineage: Eukaryota; Fungi; Ascomycota; Leotiomycetes; Helotiales; Amorphothecaceae. Gene Ontology annotation, cellular component: cell septum; cell periphery. The record is from RefSeq and is a predicted model, not a curated record.
AUGUCCGAAUUCGACACAUCACCAUGGCCCGUCAAAGACAUUGUCUACGUAGCCAUUGUGGGCACAGUGAUGGUAGCUGCAUUUCUCGAAUGGUUUCUCUGGCUCGCAGCAUUCCUAUACUGCCUUGUCAAAGUCUAUCAAAAGGCUGAGCACUGGUCGGUCAAGGUUUUGGCAAUGGCAGUUGCGACUGCAUUCACAAUUCUAAGAUUCAUUUUCCUACCAGUAAUGCUGGUCACCCUUCCACUACCGAGUCAUAUAACACAAUACUUUCCAAUGCGUAUGGUAUCCUUCCUCCAAUGGUUCGGGUUCUGGUCAUUUGCGGGUCUCUUGACAAUUCCUUGGCUCUUGUGUGUCUAUCAGCAGGUGACACACUCACUUGGAAGAACAAAGCGGAUAAAGGAAGUCUUAGACGAGACUUCUGCUCCAAAGAUUGUUAUUGUGAUGCCAUGCUACAAAGAGGAACCCGAAGUCUUGAUUACGGCAAUCGAUUCCGUAGUUGACUGCGACUAUCCACCGUCUUGCAUUCAUGUCUUCCUCUCCUUCGAUGGCAGUCAGGAGGAUGAGUUAUACCUCAAGACCAUUGGAAGACUCGGUGUACCUCUUUCUCUAGACACCUAUCCCAAAAGUAUCGACGUGACCUAUCGAACUGCUCGAAUUACCGUUUCUAGGUUCCCACACGGAGGAAAGCGGCAUUGUCAGAAGGCUACUUUUAAGCUCAUCGACAAGGUCUACACAUCGUACCUAAAACGUAAUGACGAUCUUUUUAUUCUUUUCAUCGACUCAGAUUGCAUACUUGACCGAGUAUGCCUCCAGAACUUCGUCUAUGACAUGCAAAUGAGCCCUGGGAACUCGAGAGAUAUGUUGGCGAUGACUGGGGUGAUUACUUCCACCACCAAGAAGCAUAGCCUGAUCACCCUUCUCCAAGACAUCGAAUACAUACAUGGCCAACUGUUCGAGCGAACUGUAGAAUCGGGGUGUGGUUCGGUCACUUGCCUGCCCGGGGCCUUGACAAUGCUGCGUUUCUCAGCCUUCCGAAGGAUGGCCAAAUACUACUUCGCCGACAAAGCAGAGCAGUGUGAAGAUCUUUUUGACUAUGGGAAAUGUCACCUAGGCGAAGAUAGGUGGCUGACACACUUGUUCAUGAUUGGAGCGAAGAAACGAUACCAAAUCCAGAUGUGCACCUCUGCAUUCUGCAAGACAGAAGCAGUGCAGACAUUCCCGUCCCUGAUUAAGCAGCGUCGCCGCUGGUUCCUGGGAUUCAUCACCAACGAGGUCUGCAUGUUGACAGAUAUUCGAAUUUGGAAGAGGUAUCCGCUCUUGGUUCUGGUCAGAUUUAUGCAAAAUACUAUUCGAACGACUGCCCUGCUUUUCUUCAUAAUGGUAAUUGCAAUCAUCACCACAAGCAAAAAGAUAAAGGAUCUACCUGUCGAGUUCAUCGGGAUAUCUCUGGGCCUAAACUGGAUCUUGAUGAUCUACUUCGGUGCUAAACUGAGGCGUUACAAGGUCUGGCUCUAUCCGUUGAUGUUCAUCAUCAACCCAUUCUUUAAUUGGUUUUAUAUGGUCUAUGGGAUAUUUACCGCAGGUCAACGAACAUGGGGUGGGCCGCGAGCAGAUGCAGGCUCAGCAGACGCAACAACCACUGUUCAGCAGGUCAUUGAGAAGGCUGACGCUGAAGGAGAUGAACUCAAUGUCGUCCCAGAAACCUUCAAACCAGCAGCCGAAGCCCAACGACAUGGAUUUGCUGCUACUGGCGUACAGCCACCCGGACGCAUUGAGGGCCGCUUCACAGCGGCGGAAAGACUUCCAGGCGGAUGGUACACGCAUGAUACCGAUUCCUUGGUCGGUGUUGCUAUCGGCGAUACCAUAUCAAGCGGUUCAAGACGCAAUCCACUGCAUCCUAGAGAUCCCAGAGACUCAUUCGAUAGCCUCAUCUCGGCACAGACUAGUGAUAACUCAGUACAUACACCAAGGCGAGUCGAGAGCAUCAUGGGAGAGGAGGAUCAGAAGAAGUAUGCCCUGGCUCAAGCUAACCAGCGUGAGGCUGGAGGAGCUUAUAUGAUGGGCAUUGCUCAAGGUCGGGCUUCCAGAUUUUUCGAGGGCGAUUCCACGAGAGAGGAAUGGAGGAACUCUGCUGAUUCUCUUGGCUCUUAUUACGGUCGGCUAUCCCAUCAGCGAGGUGGUAGCUACAACAGCAUUGCCUCGAUCGAGAGAGCAGGAGAACCUACAACAGGUACAGAGUUCAUUACUGGUGCAGGUACACUAACUGCCUCUCAAGCCGUGCUUUCAGGGGGUCGGAACGGCAGAAGCCCUCUGGCCCUGGUCAGCAUGGUAAGAACCGUAUCCAACGAAGGGUUAUUGGCGGCCGGGCUCGAGGAUCAGCAUGAACAAGCCCAAACUCGUGGGCAGGCACCCAAGCCCAAUAUCCAGGAUGAGUAG